Cannabis sativa is the source of this 1701-nucleotide messenger RNA. RefSeq lists its product as uncharacterized. The record is from RefSeq and is a predicted model, not a curated record. Bases 382 to 1407 code for a protein of 341 amino acids. The transcript has 3 exons. Lineage: Eukaryota; Viridiplantae; Streptophyta; Magnoliopsida; Rosales; Cannabaceae.
UCAAUUCAAUUUUAGAUAUUGUAUUGCAAUUUGUAUUGGUGGCAACGAAACCAAAAGCCCCAUUAGAGAAGAAGAAAGAAGAAGAAAGAAGAAGAGUGAAGAGUGAGGAGUGAGGAGUGAGGAGUGAGGUUAGGGUUAGUUUGUGGUGCUCCAAUUUCGGAACGAAUCUCUAACCGAAUUAUUUUCAUCUUUGAGAAAGUAAAACCAAAACCCCAUUUCCAUUCCAUAUUAAAUAUUCAAAUUCAUUUGUUUGGUAUAGAUAAUAUGUAGAAGAUUGUAAUGGAAUUAUUAGUAUUGUAUGGUGUAUUGCCAUUGCCAUUGCCAUUGCCAAUGUCAGUUCUUGAACCCCAUAGUUGAGCUGGGUAGCUUUCCUUUUCGAAAAUGAAACCCAAAACAAGUGCUUCUUCUUCUUCUAGGUCUUUUCAGGGAGAUGGCCCCAAUUGGGUACUCAUUGCUGGGGGUGCGUUGUUAAGUACCUUAUCAAUUCGCCUUGGUUACAAGCUCAAGCAAGCUAUUGACAACAAUCCCAACAACACUUUCAGACCUGCUCCUAAAAAUGCAAAAUUUUCUGAAAGAAGGAAAUCCUCCUCCUCCUCACGUUGCCCUACCCACUCAAAUCUCUAUACCUUUACUGAAGAUCAUGAUGCCACUUGUUUCAAUUGCUUAUCAGGUAAAGGAGGUGGUAUGGACCUUUCAUGCCAACAAGAUAACCAGAUGAUGACCGAACCUGAUGGUUCUCUGCCUUUGGUGACAGUUCCAGGUCCCGAGUUUAACAAAGACAAUGGUGUAAUGUGGUCAUCUUCUCCUGAUCGACUUGAGCUGCCUCCAAAGCCCUUUAACCACCAUUCAAACUGCUCAGAUUCACCAUGUGUCUCAGAAUCCGGCUCUGAUGUCUAUAGCAAGCGGGAAGUAAUUCACAAGCUAAGGCAGCAACUGAAGAGAAGGGAUGAUAUGAUAUUGGAGAUGCAAGAUCAGAUUGUUGAGUUACAGACUUCAUUUAAUUCUCAGCUAGCACACUCAACCCAUUUGCAGUCCCAGAUUGAUGCUGCAAACAGGGAACUGUUUGAUUCGGAAAGAGAAAUUCAGAGACUUAGGAAAGCCAUAGCCGAUCACUGUGUGGGACAAUCCAAUGACAAGUCCUCCACAGUUCCGAGUUGGUCAUCUGAGUGCAUAAAUGGUCAUGCAAAUGGGUAUCACGAUGGAGAAAGCAAUCUCGAGGUAGCGGAGAAAGGAAGAGGCGGGGCUGAGAAGAUUGAGAUGCUGAAGAGGGAAAUUGGAGAAUUGAAAGAGGUAAUAGAAGGAAAAGACUACUUGUUGCAGAGCUACAAGGAGCAGAAGGCCGAGCUUUCGUUGAAGAUCAAGGAGUUGCAGCAGAGACUGGAUUCACAGCUCCUUAACAUUUUGUAGGAAGCUCCCAAUUUUGUGCAUUCUUUGCUUGUUGUUAUCUCUUGAUUUUCAGAUUCCAAAUUUCCGAGAAUCCAUUCCAUAAUUUCCAUUAACAUUACAUUACAUACGUAGUUUAGAUUUUGUUUUUGUUUUGUUAUAUAUUUGUUGUAGCUGUUUGUACUUUGUAUGGGUGCUGAGCAUGAACUUGAGUGAAACAAGUUAAUGUUUGGAAUUGAGUUGGCUUUCAAAAUUUGUUUGUUCCGCUUGAAAAAAGAGGAAAAGAAAAAUCAGGUAAUUGGUUUUAAUUACUUCAAA